Molecule: messenger RNA, 1493 nt
Organism: Eucalyptus grandis
Lineage: Eukaryota; Viridiplantae; Streptophyta; Magnoliopsida; Myrtales; Myrtaceae
Product: large ribosomal RNA subunit accumulation protein YCED homolog 1, chloroplastic
Exons: 3
Coding region: 366-1331 (321 amino acids)
Source: RefSeq, a predicted model, not a curated record
ACUUUCAUGUUAUUCUAUCAUGAUAUUCUUCCGGCACGAGUAGCUAAGGUCCGAGGCUCGCGGUUUUCUCUUCUGGCCUGGUCUCUGCUCAACACUCCACGGCCUCUUCCGUCGCCCUCUCUCGAUUUCCCGCCGUCGCCUCCGCUCCCGUCGGCCAUCUCCGCCGCCGACGCCGCCGCGUCUCAGUUCUGAACGCAGCCUGGCCUCUUCGAAGGAUUUCAGAACCAUCCCUUAACGAUACAGUUGGUUGCACGCUUGCAAUCUAGUUUGACGGUCCAGAAUUUUGUCUAAUGCGUGCUCAUAAUUAUAGGCUUUAGGUCCAAAUCUGAACCAGUUCGAGUAUUUGCAAUUUUGGGACUUUUAAAAUGUCUCCUUUGACCUCAUUGUCGGUAGCAGCUCCCUCCUGUUCCUGCAUGUAUAAAUCAUAUAGCUUGAAACCUCAAAAGAUUGCUUCUUCCGUCACAAGAGUUCCUGCUUGUUACAAAGCUUCAUGUGGUGUUACCGGGCGUAUGCACUCCGUUUUCAUGCACCAACCUUUAGACAGUUCAAAGCAUGCUCCAAGAGAUUGCAGUUCUCAGUCCUUCACUAGUGAUGAUACUUUAUUUUUGGAGUGGGGGGACCAAGAGCUGGACAGUGAUGAGGAUGUGUACUCUCCAUGGGAAGGUGCUGUUGUUUAUAAGAGAAAUUCUUCAGUUUCACAUGUAGAAUACUGUACGACCUUAGAGAGGCUUGGAUUAGAGAAGCUUUCAACGGAGUUAUCCAAAUCUAGGGCCUCGGCGAUGGGAAUACGUGUGACCAAAGCCGUGAAGGAUUAUCCUCAUGGAACUCCUGUGCAGAUAUCCAUUGAUGUCAGCAGGAAGAAGCAAAAGUUGAGGCUUGAUGGGAUAUUGAGAACUGUCAUUACUCUUGGUUGUAACAGAUGUGGCGAGCCUGCCGCUGACUGCAUAUACUCCAAUUUCUCACUUUUGUUGACUGAAGAUCCCAUUGAAGAACCUGAAAUUAUCGACAUGGGGGUCAUGUUUGGAGAAGAUAAGUCCAGACCACCCCCAACUGAUGAGGAAGGAGACGAUGAGGACGAGGCUUCUAUCGACCUGGAUGAUCGGCUCUAUUUUCCUCCUGAAAAUAAGGAAAUCGACAUCUCGAAGCACAUGAGGGACUUGGUGCACCUGGAGAUCACCAUAAAUGCCGUGUGCGAUCCUAAUUGCAAGGGGAUGUGCCUCCAAUGCGGGACAAAUCUGAACACCAGCAGUUGCAACUGCAGGGAAGAGCAGGUGGAGGAGAAAGCCCGGGGCCCUCUCGGAAACCUUAGGAAGCAAAUGCAGCCGAAUUGAUACUAAAUCGGUGUAAUUGUAACUUUUUGUUCGAUCCAUGUCUGUCAAUCAAUUGACAUUUUUGCUGUCAUUUAUGCAAGUGGCUACAGAAUAAAGCAUUGAGACUCUCCAAGCUGGCUGAAGGUAAAGAAUAUGAAGUGCCAAUUGGUGAUACCAGUGGAA